This is a messenger RNA of Penicillium oxalicum, 387 nucleotides long. RefSeq lists its product as uncharacterized. The record is from RefSeq and is a predicted model, not a curated record. The transcript is spliced from 2 exons. The coding region runs from base 1 to 387 and encodes 128 amino acids. NCBI's taxonomy places the organism in Eukaryota, Fungi, Ascomycota, Eurotiomycetes, Eurotiales, Aspergillaceae.
AUGGGGGCCCCCUCGGACGUGGUCCGUGACCACCCUCGCGCCAUUCGAUACCAUGCGGCUGCCACGAGGCGAGUCGACAAUGUGGGAUCUCGUGCCUUGUGGCUGCUCCCGCAAAGGGCGAGUCUCACCUCCGGCCAGGCAUUUUAUUUGCGCUAUUUAGGUCUGUCGGUUCUCAAGAAGGGUGUUCAAGAGGUACUGGUCUUUGCCAUACCGUACGGAUGGAUGGUGGUCAAUUUGUCACACGAGUACGGGUCAAGUCUGACGCGAUGUGAUUCCAAAGCGCCAAAUGUAACGUCGGCACUCCGGCACCGAGCACUUGGUCUCCUGGUGGAAACCAAUCACAUGGUAGAAUGGCUUCUUGGACGACGGGUCAGGAACUUUCCAUGA